Messenger RNA from Striga asiatica, 1245 nucleotides. The record is from the annotation of a GenBank genome assembly. Lineage: Eukaryota; Viridiplantae; Streptophyta; Magnoliopsida; Lamiales; Orobanchaceae.
CUCUCACAUCCUUACACGUAUCACCCGUUCUCGCGCUGCAAACCAAAAAGAAACCCCUGAUACUCAUCUCUCCAACUCUCUGCACAUAAAAAAAUCAUCAAAAAAUUACAUUGCAAAACCCUAGGGGAGACAAAGGAAGUAAAGCGAUAGCGCGAGAUUUGGGGACGGUCGGCACCGACUGACCUUCAUUUCUCGAGGAAUUGUGUUCACUUUAAUGGCGACGUCGAAGCUCAUGGCUUCUUCGACCUCGCGAAAUUCGGAUCUCAAGCGCAAGCUCUCGUUGCCUUGUGGGACAGCCGAUUUUCUCCGAAUCAACACCGGCGCUGCCGCUCGCGACGGUUUGGAGCCCGAACCCAUAAAGGAAGACCGGUUGGGGCGGAGGAAUUUCAUAGAACUGAACUCGGUUCCGGAUGAGGAUCAGGAUCAGGACCAUCCGCUUGCCAGCGGGGCCGAGCUAAGCUCGAGCGCGCAGCUGAAGGCGGAGAUCGCGCUUCUGGAUGAGGCCGGAGCUGUUACGCCCAUUGGGGACGGAGGAUUCGAGCCCCCGAGGGUGGUUAGGAAAACGGUGGACGACGUGUGGAGGGAGAUCGUGGCUGGGAAGAAGAAGGAGAAGCAGCCGAAGGAGGAGAUGAUGACUCUGGAAGAUUUUCUGGCGAAGACUGGCGCGGAGGAGGAGGAGAAGGUGGCGGUGGCAGCACCUGAGACGAGUGGCGUUUUGGGGGUGAAGGAGGAGCAGUUGAGCCGGGGGGUUUAUGCAUACGAAACGAAGUCUUGUGUUGCCGGGGUGGAUACGGGGAUGGGUUUGGGUGUGGAAGUUGGGAGUUUGGGCAGAGGGAAAGGGAAGAGGAGUAUGAGCUUGUUGGAGCCUCUGGAUAAGGCGGCUCAGCAGAGGCAGAGAAGAAUGAUCAAGAACAGAGAGUCUGCCGCGAGGUCCAGAGAGCGUAAGCAGGCGUAUCAAGUGGAAUUGGAGUCCAUGGUGGCAAGACUAGAAGAAGAAAGGGAGCAAUAUCUGAGAGAGAAGGCAGAGCAGACAAAGAAAAGGCUAAAGCAGAUAAUGGAGAAUGUGAUUCCUGUAGUUGAGAAGCGAAAACCACCCCGUCUGCGAAGGAACCGAUCCAUGCAAUGGUGAAUCUUUUGGGAGCCUCAGGAUUUAUGUAUAACAUAGUUGCCUCUAAUAUUCAGUCUUUUGUGACAUAGGACUAGGUAAAGAAAGUGAAAAUUGCCAAANGAAAAAAAAAAAAAGAA